Messenger RNA from Aspergillus glaucus CBS 516.65, 960 nucleotides. RefSeq lists its product as uncharacterized. The transcript is spliced from 3 exons. The record is from RefSeq and is a predicted model, not a curated record. NCBI's taxonomy places the organism in Eukaryota, Fungi, Ascomycota, Eurotiomycetes, Eurotiales, Aspergillaceae. Bases 262 to 555 code for a protein of 97 amino acids.
AGGAUGAAUGUUGGGUCAUGGUACUUGUGGAUGAUGAUCUGUUACAGCUAUCCGGUCUUCAAAAGAACUACAUAGCCCCAUUAUAUUUCAACAAAUAUGUCAUCGCUUUAAGCGGAUCGCCUUUCGUGUCUUCCCGAAAAAAAUCGCCAUGAUGAGCUCCUGUUCUCCAUCAAUCUCGCCAAACCCAUCUUAUGGCAGUUAUAUUUGGCUCUCUCAGGAACAAGGCUUACGGCAGAACAUUCGAUCAGUUUUGCCAACACCAUGGCUUUGCGCGGAUCGCGUUUCCGGCUGUGGUUGACUACGGACAACUACCUCCGCAAGUUUCUAUAUUUGUGGGGGGUAGAGGUCAAACAGCCUCAGGGGAGUUUGGACAAAGCCGUCAUUCAGCUUUUGGCGUUCUUCAUUGCUCACUUUGUGAAGUUGGAGCAGUCGUUUGAGGGUUUGGGCUGUCACAUCUGGCUGCCGAGUAUUGUAAUUGUGUACAGCCAGCCAAGGUUAUCUUACAUUUUGCACUGUAAAGCAGGUCAGAUUCUCAAUUCAAGACUUGGUCCCUGAAGAGCCUGCUGCCGAAGAGUGGCCCGCUCAAAACCGUCUGGCCAAGGUUUCGCUUGAGGACAUGGCUCUAUACCAGAAAAGCAUUUCCCCGAAAGAAAAGAGCUAAACGGACGCCGAACCCUCGCAGAAAGGGGUCUUCCAAUUCCAAACAAAGAUGGCCUAGUUUCCAUCCUGGUAGUCUGAGGUUUUUUCUUGACGAGGAGGGGAAUUGUCAAGCGUAUGCCUUGAACAAUUUUCUAUAACUGUCUUGCGGAAACGGGUAAUGAAAGAAAGAUGCAUUUGGUUUCGAAUUACUUCCUUCGUUUUGGCGACUAGCGGCAAGCGCACCUGGAAGAGCUCGCCCAAACGACUGGACGUUCCACAAUAUUCUUCAUGGUUUCGUGAUAUAGUGACAGCGCGCCUUGU